AUGAGCCAGCAGUAUUUCCCCAGCGAUGGAUGUCCGUCCGCCGGGGAAGGAUCAUCAAAACAAUCUCUGGAGUCCUCCACGCCACCCUUCCCUCGCCAUGCGCCAGAUUACAUGGUUGUCGGGUCCGGAUCUGCUUCGGAGAAUGCGACAUCGCUGAUAACAUCGCUGAAUCAAGACUCGGGUUAUGGAAGCGUUAUUGGAGAUGCAUACCGCGAUUCUGCGGAAGCAUGGCAUGCAGGGCUCAUGGAAGAUAGACCAACGCCGGCACAUACUCCCAUUUUGCCUGGACACUCGUACCUCAGUGGUCAGUACUCUGAAUACGGUCUUUUCAACGCAAACCGGACACAACUCGGUCGUUAUAUAACCAGAGCUAUUGAUCUCUUGAAAGAACUUCAGGAAAUGAACCGCCAGUGGCCUGCGCAUUACCCGUCAAUCUCUCCGAGCCAGGUACCCCCGAACAGGCCCAGCUUGACUCCCGUUAGAUCUUAUACCGGAACAGAUUUCACUUUUCCUGAUUCGUCACCCAGACCGGGUCAGCUACGACGAGCAGCUACGUCGAUUACGGGCACCACGGAGACCGAAUCCGGCGCCGCAACAGAGAAGCGGGUUUCCCAGGAACCCAGACUCAUUACGCCGCAGAUUGCCCGGGAGUUCUCUAUUUUGAAGCUGGACCUAAAGUUAGGAACCAUGUCGCAAGCCGAACUUGUGCAUUCCCUGGAAAAGGGCUCAAUCGCCUCCUUGUUGGACGGAAAAGUCAGCUCAAGCAUCAAACACUUACUUUCACUUCGAGACAGGAUAGACGAUACUUCGAGCAAAGUCCUGGUUACUGGUGACCUUAACGCAGGGAAGUCCACUUUCUGCAAUGCGUUGUUGCGCCGCAAGGUUCUGCCCGAAGACCAGCAACCAUGUACAAGCAUUUUUUGCGAAGUGAUUGAUGCAAGAGAAAACGGAGGUGUGGAGGAAGUCCAUGCAAUCCACAAAGAUUCAGUGUACAACAGGAACGAUGAGAGCACCUAUGACGCGUACUCGUUGGACGAUCUCGAAUGCCUCGUUGUCGAUAACACUAAAUACAUGCAAUGCAAAGUAUAUAUCAAAGAUACUAGGGCCAUUGAUGAAUCUUUACUAAAUAACGGAGUCGUUGAUAUUGCACUUAUUGAUGCUCCUGGCUUAAAUUCAGACUCAGUGAAGACUACGGCAGUGUUUGCGCGGCAAGAGGAAAUUGACGUCGUGGUCUUCGUUGUUUCUGCUGCGAAUCAUUUCACCCUUUCGGCAAAAGAGUUCAUUGCAAAUGCCGCCCAUGAGAAAGCCUAUAUCUUCAUCGUCGUCAAUGGCUUUGACAAUAUCCGAGAUACAAACCGUUGCCAGCGCAUGAUUCUUGAUCAAGUAGCAAAAUUAAGUCCUCGUACUUACAAAGAGUCUGCCGAGCUGGUUCAUUUUGUUUCGAGUAAUGCUAUUCCUGUUAUGGCAGCCCCCGGUGGCUCUGGAGGAGAUGGCGAUGAUCAUGGUAACGACAAGGAUGACGAAGAUGACGGUUCCGCCGACGAUGGGAAAGUAGCGGACAUAAAUGAGGAUAAAGGCAAGGGCAAGGAAAAGGAAAAGAUACAAGAUUUUGAAAAUUUAGAGGGCGCAUUGCGCCGUUUUGUUCUUGAAAAGAGGUCCCGAUCCAAACUGGCUCCAGCCAGAACCUAUCUUCUCAAUAUUUUCAACGAUUUGCAUACUCUUGCUUCCGUCAACCGUGAUGUUGCGGCAUCAGAACUUGAUCGAAUGUCGAAAGAGUUUGAUGAGCUCGUACCCGCCUACAGCAAGGCUAGCAAACAGAGGAUAGAAGUAGGUGAGAAGGUGGACAAGUCUAUCGAUGACACUUGCGAUGAUGUAUACAAUCACACUCGAUCAUCGCUUUCAAAAACGAUAUCAAACGUUGCGGAUAGUGAUCUGGGUGUUGAGUAUCCCGGUCUUUUUGCUGUUUUCCAGUAUGCGGAAGAUCUCAAGACGGCAAUGCUAGAUCAAGUAUCUGCCUGCGCAACUCGGUGCGAAGAUUAUGCAAGGUCAAAAUCCGUCCAGGGUGUCAAUAUGAUUCACCGCCUCGGUUUACUGCACGUUGGAGACGACAAGUUUCCUAGCCUCACGUUCCGUGCUGAAGUGAUGUUCCGCCAGCCAAAACACUCUCUCGCCCGACAGAUAGAUACUGAUAUUGAAUUAUGGGAUUUCAUCGAUCUUCCCGGUCUCUGGGAACGCCAAGAAAAGGUUGCCGGGACCGGUAUGGCUGUCACCGUAAUUGGCGUGGUUGGAGGAAGAGCGCUUGGUGGUGUUGGCUGGAUCGAUGGUGUAUUCGGUGCAGCGCGAAUCCUCGGCCCAAAUAAUCUCCGAAGAAUGAUAAUUCCUGGUAUUCUUGGAGCUGCCAUCCUUACCGCAGCGUACAUCAUUUCUCAAAUCCCCAAUUCUCUCCCGUCCCGCCUCUCACGCAAGAUAUCCACCACACUUGCGGAAAUCGAUUAUGUUCAUUCCAACGCCGGGCGCAUAUCAUCUGAAGUUGGUCGUGUUUUGCGAAUGCCCGCAAAUAGGCUGCACACUGCCCUCCAGGUUGCCGUAGAGGAUCUUGCUAAACGCAAGGAUGAAGUGGGAAAAGUGAAACAUGAAAGUGAGGUUGCCCGAAAGUACUUUUCUAACCUCUUCCGCGAGAGUGGUGAUACAAAAAGGGCUGUUGAGUUACUUGACCUUGAGGCUGCUAUUCCAGGAGUAUGA
Messenger RNA from Ophidiomyces ophidiicola, 2742 nucleotides. It is a transcript of the gene FZO1, whose product is annotated as mitofusin. Gene Ontology annotation, cellular component: mitochondrial outer membrane. The transcript is spliced from 3 exons. NCBI's taxonomy places the organism in Eukaryota, Fungi, Ascomycota, Eurotiomycetes, Onygenales, Onygenaceae. Gene Ontology annotation, biological process: mitochondrial fusion. Gene Ontology annotation, molecular function: GTPase activity; GTP binding. The record is from RefSeq and is a predicted model, not a curated record. Bases 1 to 2742 code for a protein of 913 amino acids.